AUGCUGAAGUUGCUAAACAAAGACGCGAACAUAGAAUUGAUUCAGAAUCAUAUUGACGAGUUUGCGAAGGAAGGAUUGAUGUAUGUCGCCACGACUGCUGUAGAGGAUAAGUUGCAAAACAAAGUGCCCGAGACGAUCAAAUUUCUGCGCGAAGCAGGGAUUAAACUGUGGGUGUUGACUGGUGACAAGAGAGAAACGGCUGAAAACAUUGGAUAUUCAGCGAACUUGCUUGAUAGGAACAUGGAGGUGGUGCAUAUUGCAGGAAGCUCAUCCGCGGAGGUGCAAAGACAACUUAAUGACACUCUCGACCGUCAUGUGUUGGAUGCGCAAACUCCACAGCGACGGAAGAGCUUCAGCGCAAGAGCUGAGUUGCCUCGUCGGCUGUCCAUGCGGCAGAAGAAAAAAGUGGAAGAAGAAGAGGUUGUUGUGAUCAUUGACGGGGCUUCUCUGCACCACGCGAUUGAGGAUCAUUCAGAUGUAUUCAUGGCGUUGUCCGAUCAUACGAAGGUUGUGAUCUGCUGUCAUGUGACGCCGCUACAGAAGGCACUAGUGGUUCGAUUAGUGCGGGAAAAGAGAAAAGCGAUGACUUUGGCUAUUGGAGAUGGUGGAAACGACGUGUCGAUGAUCCAAGAUGCGCUGCCAUAG
Messenger RNA from Chondrus crispus (carragheen), 645 nucleotides. RefSeq lists its product as hypothetical. Bases 1 to 645 code for a protein of 214 amino acids. Gene Ontology annotation, cellular component: plasma membrane. Gene Ontology annotation, molecular function: ATPase-coupled intramembrane lipid carrier activity. The record is from RefSeq and is a predicted model, not a curated record. The transcript has 2 exons. Lineage: Eukaryota; Rhodophyta; Florideophyceae; Gigartinales; Gigartinaceae. Gene Ontology annotation, biological process: phospholipid translocation.